Messenger RNA from Solanum lycopersicum (tomato), 1602 nucleotides. RefSeq names its product cytokinin oxidase/dehydrogenase-like 2 (gene CKX2). The record is from RefSeq and is marked provisional. Lineage: Eukaryota; Viridiplantae; Streptophyta; Magnoliopsida; Solanales; Solanaceae. Gene Ontology annotation, biological process: cytokinin metabolic process. Gene Ontology annotation, molecular function: cytokinin dehydrogenase activity; FAD binding.
AUGACAUGCCAAAGCUUAGUAUUAACUCGAAAAACGAACGUUUUGUUGGUAAGAAGCUUUACAAUUUUGGUACUAAUAUGUAUAGUUAUGAAGCCAGAAGUUUGUUUCUCUAGUGUCUUGUCUUCAUUGAAGGCUCUUCAUUUACAAGGCUAUAUAACUUUUGAAAACAAUGAAUUUGCAUCCCGAGAUUUCGGGAAUCAAAUUCACUCACAUCCUUUAGCAGUAGUACACCCGAAAUCUGUUACUGACAUUUCAGAGAUAGUAACACAUGUCUGGCAAAUGGGCCCGGCCUCAGAACUGACCGUGGCAGCAAGAGGCCACGGUCAUUCUCUUCAAGGCCAGGCCCAAACGCGCGGAGGAGUUAUAAUCAAUAUGGAAUCAUUGCAGCAGGAUCAAGAAAUGCAAGUUUACUACAAUGGAGUGAAAUUCCCUUAUGUUGAUGUCUCAGCUGGUGAAUUGUGGAUAAACAUAUUGCAUGAGACAUUGAGAUAUGGAUUAGCACCUAAAUCCUGGACUGAUUAUCUACAUCUUACUGUUGGAGGUACUCUGUCUAAUGCUGGCAUCAGUGGACAGGCAUUUCGUCACGGCCCUCAAAUCAGUAAUGUCCACCAGCUGGAAGUUGUAACAGGAAAAGGAGAAGUACUAAUUUGUUCACAAGAACAGAAUGCUGACCUCUUUCAUGCUGUUCUUGGAGGACUUGGUCAGUUUGGCAUAAUAACUAAAGCAAGAAUCUCACUCGAAAGAGCCCCGAAAAUGGUGAAAUGGAUAAGAGUGUUGUACUCUGAUUUCUCCGCAUUUGCUAGAGAUCAAGAGCGUUUGAUAUCUGCAUUGAAAACAUUCGAUUACAUAGAAGGACUUGUGAUUAAGAACAAAACAGGUUUACUGAAUAACUGGAGAACAUCUUUUGACCCUCAAGAUCCUGUUCAAGCAAGCCACUUUGUAUCAGAUGGAAGAACACUCUAUUGCCUUGAACUAACCAAAAAUUUAUACCCCGAAAAUUUCGAUACAGUAAAUCAGGAAAUUGAAGACUUAUUAUCCCAACUAAGUUAUAUUCCAUCAACACUUUUCAUGUCAGAAGUUCCAUACAUAGAUUUUUUAGACAGAGUUCAUGCAUCAGAGCUAAUACUUCGAUCGAAAGGACUUUGGGAUCUUCCACAUCCAUGGCUCAAUCUUCUAGUCCCUAAAAGCAAAAUACAACACUUUGCUAAUGAAGUUUUUGGCAACAUACUAAGUGAUACAAACAAUGGACCUGUUCUUGUCUAUCCAAUUCAUAAAUCAAAGGUGGAUAACAGGACUUCAUUUGUUUGUCCAGAUGAAGAUAUUAUCUAUCUUGUAGCCUUUUUAUCCCAUGCAAAUCCUUCAUCUAGCGGAACGGACAGUUUACAACAUGUUUUAACUCAGAACAAAAGAAUUUUAGACUUCUGUGAGGUGUCACACCUUGGAGUGAAGCAAUAUUUGCCUCAUUACACAACACAGGAACAAUGGAGGAAACACUUUGGUCCAAAAUGGGAUGUUUUUGUACAGAGGAAGUCUGUUUAUGACCCUUUAGCCAUGCUUGCUCCUGGACAGAAUAUCUUCCAAAAAGCAAUAUCAGUUUCAUAA